UGGAAUUUUCAUAUCUUAAUACGGGAAUAAACAGUAUUAAACAAAUAUCAACAAAAUGCACUAGUGUAAGAAAAUAAAUGUAUUUACAUAUAUACCAUUAUGAUUGUGUACAUGAUUUGUAAUUAAAAUGAAACGAUAAAUGAAACUUUCAUGCUUGUACAUAUAUACUGAAUAUGGGUCAUAAAAUACUGUUUUUCCUGAUAAUAAUGACAAAGUCGUCGUUUCAGGACAAAGAUGGGAAUCCAUAUUGUAAUAACAAAGGAAGUCUUGAAACUUUUGAAGAAUUUUGCUGUCCAAAAUGUGCACAAGAAACCAACAAAGAGAAAUGUCGUUAUGAAUGUCCGAUCGACUAUUACCGGUUUGAAAAAAGAUGAUAUGGAAUACCUCGUAACACUAUAGAACACUCAAUGCCUUUUUCACCAUUUGUGUGCAAUCGAAACUGUCCAAAAACGCAUUAUGGAAUAGCUCUUAAUGAAACAAAAAUAUGUGUGUCGUGCUCAAUUUUAUGUCUCGACACUUCUAUUGAAACAUCUUGCUCCUGUGCAAUUUCUGAAAAGGAUAUAGAUAUAAAAACUGUGCUGAUAAUUACUAAUAUUAUAACAGCUUUACUUUUCAUAGCAACCACAUGCAUUUCUAUUUCAUGUCUUUAUCGAAAACAGAAAAAAGACAAAAGAAGUGAACCAAAACACAUGGAGAAUUGUAUUGAGAAUGAUAUCGAUAAUAUACAGGAAAAUGUAAAACCAACGUGCACACACGAAAUAAACGACAAAAUAACAAUGGAUACUGAACAUAAAUCUGAAAAAGACUUUGCAGUGGCUUUACAGAGACAACAUGAGAAAAUUACAAGAUAUACACCGGAUCCAACUGUUGUUUUAAGAAAGAAAAGGGAAAAAGAAGAACCAGUAAGAGCAAGAAGUAGUGCAUACGCAAACGUAAGUGCGAUCCGGCGUAACAGAUUUUUUAACCGUAAAACAAUUUCACGUGUAGUAAGCCAGUUGUUUGGGCGCAAACAUGAUACAAACAAUACAGAAGAGGAUUUAAUCAUUGAAUAUAAUACAACUUCCACUCAAACCAUGCAUAGUGAUGAACUGAAUAGUCUACCAAACAUAGCUUUGACAGAACCAGUUAGAGAACUUAUUGAUGUUGUUUCCGUUGAACUUGUACAAAAAAGGGUACCGGGCAAUCAACAAAAUUGUUCGACAGUUUUAAAAGCAACACAAAUGAGCAAAAGCAUCUUGCAGGAAAGCAAAAAUACAAUAAUCGAAUUAGACAAAAAAGACACAACAAAUACUCAAUCAAAGACUGGAAACAGUACCCAAAAUGUCAACAACCCGUUAGAAAUAAAGACACUCGCAGGUGAGACAAAAUGUACAAAUAAAUUGUUACAAGAAAUAAAUAGAAAGGACAAAGAUAUAUCAGAGUCGACGAAUCAAGCAAAUAGAGGACAUGGCAACACAGCUCACAUAGAUGUAACUGACGAAUCCAUGAAGCAGUUACCAUCUGCUGCUGAAAGUAGGCCAUCAACGGAAUUUGCUGCAACAUGCAUCCAACAGGGACUGUCUAUUGAUGAUCAAUCAACAAAUGAGCUAUCUGAAAAUUUCAGUUUUGAUAAAAAAGUGACAAAUACCUUUACUGAAAGUAAACGUGAUGAACAAACUGACCGCAAUAUUUAUGUGAGAAUAAACGAGAACAUUGUCCGUGAAGUUCAUAGAGACAGUGAAGCUUCUACAAACUCUAAUACAAGCAGUAACAGCAGUAACAGUAAUAGUACAGAAAGUGAUGGGACAAAUGCGUCUUUCAAAACAGCGUCAUCUGAAAGCCCUAGACUAAGCGAGGUAGAAGAUACAGAGCAAAAGGUUUAUAAUGAAGACACCAAUAAAGUCAGAUUGAGCUCAACGGACAUUGAAAAGACACCAGAUUACGAAAAUAUUCCUUAUCUUAUUGACAUGAGGGCUGAUGUAGAACAACAUUCUGAGAUUGAUACGACCGAAAGAAAUGGUUUAAAUAAUGUUACUACUACUUAUACUAACAGUAAUUCCGUUGAAGGGUUAACUCCUAUAUCAGAAAAUGUAGAAGACAACCAAUUAGUAACACACGACAACAGAGCUAGUUUAGGAAGAGAUGUGUCUCUCCGUUCGAUUCAACCCCAACGUCUUGGUCUGGAAUCGGUAGAUGCAGUGGUCAAAAGCGACGUACAACUUGCAAUUACUGCAAAAGAAUCUAUUGAUAUGAAAACAAUUACAGGCCAGACAAAUAUGAGUUUUACAAAUUCAACUGUAACUUUAGUUAUCAACCAGAGUAACAAAGGUAACAGGAAAGUAAAUGAAUGAUCUCUGAAAUUUCAUAACAUUUUACAUUCAUCUCGGGUAUAAGUAACUGCAAGUGCACAUCGAAAAAAUGUAUCAGAACUUUUACAUUAUCUAAGAUAUGGCAAAUUUCAUAUACGGCAAAAAAGAAGUACUAAUCUAUGGAUUUUGCACGUAAAUAUCGUAAUAAAGUUCAGCAAUUUUGACUUUCAAUUAUAAUUUCUCCUUAAAUAGUGAUAUGUUAUCGCUACUGAAAUUUUCUUUUAACAGAUAUAAAAUGUAUACGGGGACACCGAAUGCGGCUUUUGCGCCAUAUAGGAAAAAAGAACGUGUGACGUCGUUAAUGCAUUAUGCACCGAAAUCUAAUUUUUCGACGUUUAAAGAUGUUACAGAUAUAUUUGAAAGAUUUAUACAGCAAAAACGAAUAAGGAAACCUACUAUAUUUUUAUAUUGAUAAAACAGAAAUUUAAGUUCAAAGUCAUAACCAUUUUAAAGAACAUUCGUUAUACAGGUUUUUGAGAAAAGACAACUAAUAUUUAAAUAAUCCAAUAUUUAUUCGAUAUUUACGUAGCCCUAUACAUUAUCACUUCUUUCUACAGAACGUUCAAUUUGCUUUAUCUCCGAAAAUAUACAAGUUAUAUAUGGUUUUUUUUUCGAUAUUCAUAUACAGUUACACAUGCUCUAGUAGAUUGCAAAAUUCCUGGCAAUCAGUUAGAUCGCCCAUUUACGUCCCUGUUACCUAAAGUUAGGUACAAAAUCUUACUUAAAAUAGAAUCUCAGAUGUCAUCUAUCUUUGGUGUUUUGCAUCUUUUAAAUAAUUUUACAUGAGCUACUGGUUGGUAAAAUAUGUUUUAAUGGAUUCAAAGUUAUAGCAAAAGGAGAAAAAGAUUUGGUAAAAGACCAUCAAAACGGCUACGAUUCAUAAGUAAUUAACUUUUAAAAACAUUUAGCGAUAUGCUGAUUUGAUUUUCUCUUUAAUGAGAAAAGCAAGAACUACUAAAAUCAAAAAUGCUUUUCUUCUUCUGUAAAUAUAUCACCCUAUACAAUUUAAAUACUGAGUAAAAUUAUGGAUAAACUAACAAUUAAUCGAUAUAUAAUUCAACUUCAAAUGCUUUCCAUAAAUAUUAAUCUACUCCAUAUGUGAAGUCGUACUUUACAGAAAUUAUUUCUAUGAUUGAUGCUACUCGUGCAUAUUCUUAAUCUCACUAAGAUCAUCUAUUUCUAUGGUAGAAAUAUGUUUAUGUUUUGAAUAAGUUAUAAGUUUUGAAUAGCAGUAAAAAUGAGGCGGUAGAUAUAAAAAGAACUAUGAAAUUUGAUAAGUUAACAGGGACCGAAAAAAAACAUCGCAAAAACGAAAAGACAAACAACAGUUUAAAAAACACUACGUAGGAAAUUAAAUACCAAUCAACACGAACCCAAACGAAAACCAGGGUUGAUCGCAGGUGUCAUGCAGAUCCUGCUCCACUUGAGGCACUCGUAGUGUUGCUCAUGGAAAGUACGAUUUGGACGACAAGGCUCGUUCAGUUAUUUCACAACCGUGGAAAAUAGGAUGAAAUUGUUCCUACGAAAAUUAAAACAUAUGCAUGUCAUCUGUGACACAUGUACUCCAUAAAAACACAAUAUAAAUAGUAUUUUAUUAACCUCUUGAAAUUUGAUAUCCUCAGGACAAAACAUCUUUCAAAAUCAGGAUCGAUCUAGUGGUUGUAAAAGUUAGUGUUGAUGUCAGGCUGAUAAAUUUGACACGCGUACAACAAGUGCACAUCAGAGAUUUCUUAUGACUGUAACAAUAUAUAUCCAGACACUAAUUAUCGAUACUUGAAUCAAGUUCCACAAAUGUGUUCCACUGGCGUAAAUGAGAUAAAACAGAAGGGUUAAUUUUACAUGGUUCAGCAUAAAGAAAGAAAACUAAUCAAAGAAGGUUUUUUAUCGACGAAAAGAUCAACUGUGAUUUCAAAUAUCAAAUGUGUAUAAUCCAUGAAUAAAACUGAAAAAGUGACAAAAGUCUACUUCAAAUCUCUAUUAAUCUAUCCCAAAUUUACGAUUGAAAUCAAUUUAUUUGCACUCUAAUAUAUCAAGAUCACGGAAGAAACUAUUUGCAAUUUUUUUCGUACUUCUGAGCAAAGAAUUCAUACAAUUACAAUGUCUGUUUAUUGAUGUAUACAUUUAACUGAGUCCGGUGACAAUUUGUAACCUGGUAACCGUCAAAUAUUCGAUACUUUUUAUUCAAAUUUAUGUUUUUGUUAGAAAUCAUUGGACUCGUCAAGUUUGACACUCUAAAAUGCAUUUAUUGUUAACAAUUAUUUAAUAUAUUACAUUAGAUGAAAAGGUUGUAAAAAUGCAGUGUUAAUAAAUGUAUGGAUAUUUCAGUUCAACAGUAUAGUAUUAACAUUUUUUCAUAUAAGUAAUAAAAAGUCCAGAAAAUAA
This is a messenger RNA of Mytilus californianus (California mussel), 4730 nucleotides long. RefSeq names its product papilin-like. The record is from RefSeq and is a predicted model, not a curated record. Bases 408 to 2330 code for a protein of 640 amino acids. The transcript is spliced from 5 exons. Lineage: Eukaryota; Metazoa; Mollusca; Bivalvia; Mytilida; Mytilidae.